Messenger RNA from Cicer arietinum (chickpea), 728 nucleotides. Its product is annotated as large ribosomal subunit protein eL21z/eL21y-like. Gene Ontology annotation, cellular component: ribosome. Gene Ontology annotation, molecular function: structural constituent of ribosome. Gene Ontology annotation, biological process: translation. NCBI's taxonomy places the organism in Eukaryota, Viridiplantae, Streptophyta, Magnoliopsida, Fabales, Fabaceae. The record is from RefSeq and is a predicted model, not a curated record.
AUUUCGGUUCAGUAGUUAUAGUCUGAGUUCGCCAAGGGGAAAAAGAGUUGGGCGAAAGAAAAACCCUAGAAAAGAUGCCGGCCGGUCAUGGUUUGAGAUCUCGCACGAGAGACUCUUUCUCUCGUCCAUUCAGAAAGAAGGGUACAAUUGCCCUAACCACUUACCUCAGAACCUAUCACAUCGGCGAUUAUGUUGAUAUUAGGGUUAACGGUGCCGUACACAAAGGUAUGCCUCACAAGUUCUACCAUGGACGUACCGGUCGUGUCUGGAAUGUCACUAAACGCGCCAUCGGUGUCGAGGUCAACAAGCAGGUUAGGAACAAGAUUUUGAGAAAGAGGAUUCAUGUUCGUGUGGAGCAUGUUAUGCCUUCUAGGUGUACUGAAGAGUUCCGUUUGAGGAAGAUCAAGAACGAUCAACUCAAGGCUGAAGCUAAGGCAAAGGGUGAGGUCAUUAGCACCAAGCGCAAGCCAGAGGGUCCUAAACCUGGUUUCAAGGUUGAGGGUGCUACAUUGGAAACAGUCACUCCAAUUCCUUAUGAUGUGGUUAACGACCUUAAAGGAGGAUACUAGUCAUUUUGUUUUCUUAAUGUUUGUUAGUCUGUCUGUUUUUGUUUGGAUUUUUGUCAUCUUUCUUUCCUCAUUCAGACAGCCUUAUAAUUUAUGAUAAACCAGACUCAGUUCUUUUUGUGUUUAUUUGAAAUACAUCUAGAUUUUCAGUUAUUCUCAUUA